Messenger RNA from Yamadazyma tenuis ATCC 10573, 1293 nucleotides. It is a transcript of the gene TRM13, whose product is annotated as tRNA:m4X modification enzyme. Gene Ontology annotation, biological process: tRNA methylation. NCBI's taxonomy places the organism in Eukaryota, Fungi, Ascomycota, Pichiomycetes, Serinales, Debaryomycetaceae. The record is from RefSeq and is a predicted model, not a curated record.
AUGGCAGAGCCUACCAGUAAGAAGAGAAAAACAGAAGACACCCCGGCAGUACCUGUGGUAUAUCGGUGCGAGUACUUAAUUCCCAACCGUACCCGGACGUGUGGAAUGCAACGGAAGCAGGACAAUAAGUACUGUUCCCAUCAUAUGAUAGAAGGUCAAUCGGAGCGAGUGCCUUGUCCGUUGGACCCCAAACACACUGUUUGGAAACAGGACCUUUCGCGGCAUCUCAAGAAGUGCCCAUCUCUUGGAAAGGACUUACAUGACCCAUGGUAUUCCCUCAAUAUCAACCACAAACUCUCUAAUGAGCUUUGUGCACAAACAUCUCCUUCACAGACCCAACUAGGUGACACUGAAGAACAGCUUUUGGACGAGUACCUACCGCUAAUUCGGGAAGCUGGAGAGCAGUUCACACCACUACGUCUCAUAUCAUCAUCCCAUGAGGGUCUCUCCAAGAGGCUCUCGGAGAAGGAGCAUCAGAAGCAUCCUAUUCAACAGUCCAGUCUAGCAGGGAACCUCAAGACCAAGGGACUUUUGGGGCCAGAUAAUUUCUACAUUGAGUUCGGAUGUGGCAAGGCAGAAUUGUCUCGGUUCCUCAACUUAUGUAUUCUCGAAGAACACAAGUCUACAAAUUCCACCAGCACAAACUCGUAUGGGUUUGGGCUCAUCGAUAGAAGUGUGAACAGAAUGAAGAAUGAUCCCAAAAUCACCAAGGAAACCACCAUUUUCAAUGCACAGAACCAGAGUUCCUUGCACCCGUUGCAUCCACAAGUCAAACGGACACGUAUAGAUAUCAAGGACUUGGAUCUCGAUAAUUUUCUCGAUGGUUGCAAAUGUGAAAACGUGGUGGGCAUAUCGAAACACUUGUGUGGAGUAGCCACUGACAUGACGCUACGGCUGCUCUUCAACUCGCUGGUGAUUGAAACACAAUCACUUAACGGGUUGAUGAUAGCCAUGUGCUGUAGGCACAUCUGUGACUACGACCUUCUUCUUCCCUUUUCCAAAGAGUAUUUGGCUGCUAAAGGGUUCAACAAACCCUCUUUUAAAGUUCUACAAAAAGUCGUUUCGUGGGCCGUUAGCUCUAUUCCAGACUCCAGCACAGGCAUUGCCCUGCAAUCAAGCCUCUCUUCCGCAGAGAAAACAAAAUUGGGUGUUAUGGCGAGAAGGCUCAUCGAUGAGAGCAGGGUCUAUGCUCUUCGCAAAAUGCUCCCCUCCAACUACACUAGUGAAAUUUUCUGGUACGUUGACCAGAACAUCACCCUAGAGAACGUGUGUCUCUGUGUCAAACGUAACUAA